This is a messenger RNA of Doryrhamphus excisus (bluestripe pipefish), 1709 nucleotides long. The record is from RefSeq and is a predicted model, not a curated record. NCBI's taxonomy places the organism in Eukaryota, Metazoa, Chordata, Actinopteri, Syngnathiformes, Syngnathidae.
CAUUUAAGAACAAAUAGGUGUGUCAAUGUUUGUAUUUAUUUAAUAGCAGUGGUCAGUUGUUGUAGGUGUGGACACACCAUUAAAAAAAACUAUUUAUUUAUUUAUUUGUCAGAUCCAGAUCCAGUUCUCCCUAAGCGUGUGUGGGUUUCCUCCCACAUUCCAAAAACAUGCUAGGUUAAUUGGUGACUCCAAAUUGUCCAUAGGUAUGAAUGUGAGUGUGAAUGGUUGUUUGUCUAUAUGUGCCCAAACAUGGUGAGAAUAAGCGGCAUAGGGAAUGGAUGGAUGGAUAUUAAUUGGUGGAUUUUUCUGAUAUUUAUUUUAUUUUUCCACAAAUCUGUCUACAUGGGAAUAGAAAGUCUUCAUGAUACAAGUCAUAUAUUUUCAUGGAAAUAAAAAUAGUUUGGGUUGAGAAUUUGGCAUGGUGUUUCUUCUAAUGUGGACCAUGCAGAACCAGCCCAACCCCGCUAUAAAUAAAUACUGCCAAAACCUUCAGAGGAACAGAACACAGAGCCUGGAGACAACAAGGGAACAUUGCACAAUGAAGAUUUACAGUGGUUUAAUCCGAGAAAGCACCUUGGUGUUUCUCCUGUUCGUGGGUUUCCCAAGCAAGACUUGCUCAUCACAUCAGCUCUCAGAAUGUGGUCCAGAAGUAGCAGUCCUCAAGCGGAGUAUCAAGAAACUGGAAAACAAACUCAUCAUCGGAGCUUGGCAGGUGGAAUACUUGCAAAGGCACAAACACUUCCGUCCAAAAACACCUGCUCAGAUGAUGUCAACAUCUGCGCCACACACUGAUUCCAACAACAGCAGCAGCAGUGUUGGAACGUUGGCCAGCUCCAACAUGACAACACUUCCACCAGCAGGAAGCUUGAUCGUCCAUGACAGAGACUGUUCCGAGUUGUUUGACAGAAUGAGACCACCAAGUGGUUUUUACCGCAUAAGACCCAAAUCUCACCAGGAGCCCUUUUUGGUCUACUGUGACAUGGACGACGGAGGUGGAUGGACUGUUUUCCAGAGACGGCGACAUGGAAAAGUUGACUUUGACAGGGACUGGGUAGACUACAGAGACGGAUUUGGAGACUUCAAACUGUGGAAUGACGAGUUCUGGUUGGGAAACGAGCACAUGUACUCUCUGCUCUCCGAAGGUAAGAACCUGAUGAAGAUCGACCUAAUGGACUGGGAAGGAAAGAGAAGUCAUGCUUUUUAUGACCACUUCCACAUCACCAACGAGGCCGAUCGAUAUCGCCUCCAGUACGGGAUGUACAGCGGUCAAGCUGGGGAUGCCCUGGCAGGCGGCGGGGGCAUGGUGGAGCAGUGGUCCGCCUGCCUCAGUGGCAUGCAGUUCAGCACCAGGGAUCAGGACAAUGACCGAUAUACUCAAGGCAGCUGUGCUCAGGAGAAUAAUGCUGGUUGGUGGUACAACAGAUGCCAUGUUGCCAACCUGAAUGGGAAGUUCUACCGCAGAGGGAAGUAUAAGGGUCAGUUUGACAAUGGGGUGGUGUGGGGCACCUGGAGGGGCCUUUGGUAUUCGCUCCGUCACACCACCAUGAAGGUGCGCCCUCUGCUUUUCUUGGACGCCAUGGGCAGUGGUGGCGGGGAUAUUUAAAUACACAAAGCAUCGCAUAUGUCAUUCAUCUUGAAGACAGACGACUGUUUCAUUAUUCUCUGACAAUAUCUUUGCUUUUUUUGCAAAUAAUCACUCAAUCCCAAAA